Messenger RNA from Mya arenaria, 977 nucleotides. RefSeq lists its product as uncharacterized. The transcript is spliced from 3 exons. Bases 10 to 822 code for a protein of 270 amino acids. NCBI's taxonomy places the organism in Eukaryota, Metazoa, Mollusca, Bivalvia, Myida, Myidae. The record is from RefSeq and is a predicted model, not a curated record. Gene Ontology annotation, molecular function: protein binding.
AUUGCAGACAUGUCCGACAGUGUUCCUACUUCCCCCCGGAAGGGGAGUACGGCCAACCACUCGCUGUUGGGCGCGGAGGUGAAGCGGAAGCCGAAGGCCGGCCGGCGGAAGGCGCCCUCUAAGACUUUCGAGAAACUGCCUUGCAUGGAAGAGGACGAGUUCAGCGAUGUAACAAUAGUGGUUGGAGACAAGCGCCUAUACUUCAACAAAUGCAUUCUCUGCUACAACUCACCCGUCUUCCGGAAGCAGCUCACAGAGGACGGUGCCGGGGCCGGAUCCGGGGCCAGCACUAGCAGAGGCGGCAAGAACACCGCCAGUAAAUCUUCCAAGGACAAGGACCUAGACCUGUCGGACAAGCGCUUUGAUGACGUCUGUGAGCUCAUCUCGUUCAUUGAUCCACGUGUGGAGACUAACGUGAAAGAAAUGGAUUGUUACCGCCUUUUGCCGCUUGCGGAAGAGUACGAGAUUAAGCCUCUGCUGAAGUCGUGUGAGACCAGCCUAACCGAGUCCUUCGCCAACAUGCGGAAGGGGCGGCGAGCGGGGUCCGUGGCCACCGACGUCACUAUGCAGCACCUAAGUUGUGCCGACAAAUACAACUUCAGCGAUCUUCAGGAAAUGUGCAUGGAGGAACUCGUUGCCAAUGACAACCCCUUUAGCGGGAAAAUCGUUGCGGAUAGUCAGGAACUUUCCGAGCACGUGAAACGUCAGGUGCUGGAGCGGAAGUUGGACAGGGUGAACAUGGUGCUUGCGCGGGAGCGUCGCAUUAACACGGAGCGGGACCAGUCGCGUGACACUAAAGGAGGGAAAAUAUGGCGGAAAUAGACAAUAUACAUAAUAUUUACAUUUAUUUGGUAGUUGCCGCGGACUUGCAUUUUCAUAUUUUAGACUGCAAUUUUAUCUUCAAAAUUGUUCCCGUUUCGUUAUGCUUGUUAUUUAGAAUACAUACUUAUUUAUUAUUAUUAAACAUAAAAGAAGCA